Mollisia scopiformis is the source of this 1120-nucleotide messenger RNA. RefSeq lists its product as uncharacterized. Lineage: Eukaryota; Fungi; Ascomycota; Leotiomycetes; Helotiales; Mollisiaceae. The transcript has a single exon. The record is from RefSeq and is a predicted model, not a curated record. Bases 78 to 827 code for a protein of 249 amino acids.
GAGGUCAAUCUUCCUGAGCCUCGAGAGAUGGACAAUCCUUUUUACAUUUCGUUUGCUGUCAAGGGGCUAUUGCAAUCAUGUCUAGUGAAUGGAUAGCAGCUUGGCUUGCAGCCCAAAACGAUCCGAAUUCGCCAGAAUCCGACAAGAUUGACCAUAAUGAGGGCUUCAUCGAGGGUUUUGUACCGCGUCAAUCGAGUAGUCAUGGAGACAAAGAAAUUGCCUCGACACCGAUUACGAAGAGCAUUUCACCUGGAAAACUCCCCUCGGAUAUAGAUAAGGAGUCGAAAGGAAAGCAACUUGCUGGCGUCUCUCGCAGCAAGCAGCAAAGUUCCAGAACCCUACCAAAGCAGAAGACGAACAAACGCAAAUUGCAAGAAGAGCGGGAUGUCAACCAAACGAACAUGCAGACGAAACGACUACCACUCGGCGAGCUAUCAAGAAACCCAACCAGGCAAUCGCAGACUGAAUAUACAAAAGCACAGUCCUCCAUGCCUCGAAGACGAAGACACACACAGAACAGGAGGAAGAUGGAUGCGGAGAACAAAAGCAGCUACAAAAUAACGAAUUUGGUCUCAUCAACUUCGAAGCGAAAUGUCUCAUAUGACAAACGCAAAGAGGUUCCUCCGACGUCUUCAGAGCCGACUACCAUUUCCCCAGCUGCCCCGAAAUCUACCCCUCCUGCUGCGAUGAGGAGGAAGGCUACAGAUGAUGAGAAGGGAAACGAAAAGGAAGCUGCUGCUGCGGAGCCGUUGUCAAGUCAGCCUUCUGUUCAUUCUCCUUGGAGGUUUCUUGUGCCCGUUCCGCCUCUGGUGCCGGAGAGGAGAUGAUUGCGUUCAGAAGCAGGGCGUUUGCUGUUGGAUGAACAGUCAAUAUGGUUGAGCGAGAAAAUGAUUCUGCGUUCCUAGGUUACAUAAUGUUUCUGGCGUUUAAGGAAGGUUUCUUUCAGAGGCGCAAAUUUUAUGAUGGUUGAGCAGUCCGCGUCUCUGGGGCGUAUGGGUAAUUUGAGAUGCAAAAGAGGGAACUUUGAUUGUACUGAUUCGAGAGUUUUGGGUAUUCUUUUUGGAUUAACGAGUCUGUGAUACCCAUAAUGAGUAAUGAUUAAUGAAGUACAAUUGCCAGC